AUGGCUAACAACGUGAAUUUGCAGAAUAUCCAGGCCCGGGUUUUCCCAAAAAAAAAACAGGAAUUCAUCUUUUUCAACAUCAAAGAUGCUGUUCAAUUCAAAGCGGCGCUCCCAAAGCUGAAGGUAGACACGAGCCACAACGUCCUUGGUAUCCGUCGCCAAAUUGAAACGGCCAAAGCACGGGAUGCUCAUGCAAUUGUGUCCGUAGCCCUUGUGAACAUCUCGUUCUCGAGGAGUGGGCUUACGGCACUGGGUAUUUUUGAGCAUCCAGGAGGCCCCGACGAUCCCUUUGAGAAAGGCCAGUUAGCUGAUGCGGCAAACCUUGGGGAUGUUGGCACAAGGAUGCCUGACGAUUCCUUCGACCCAAGCUGGGAGUUGGCUUUCAAAUCUCCCCUCGAUGGUGUAUUGAAUGUGGCAGGCGACUCAUUGCAAAGGGUCAAGUCGAAGAUCGCCGAGAUCGAAGCAAUUUUCGGCCGCUCCAUUGAAGUGAUAAACCAGCUCAAAGGAACAGUACGCCCCCGAGAAAACAAGGGGCAUGAGCACUUUGGCUGGUCUGAUGGUAUCUCCAACCCAACAUUGAGAAAUGUCGGAGGAAUUCCGGCUCCACUGCCUGGACAACUCGUUGUUUCACCAGGCGUCAUCAUAUGCGGACGCCUGGCCGAUCCGGUUGCUGAUCGUCCUGAAUGGGCUACUGAUGGUAGUUUCCUUGCUUUUCGAAAGCUUCAGCAGCUGGUACCAGAGUUCCGAGAUUUCUUGCUCAAAAACCCAUUACAAGAAACGUAUCCAGAUCGUAGGAAGGGUAGUGAGCUACUCGGAGCAAAGCUUUUCGGUCGAUGGCCGAGCGGUGCCCCCAUCCAGCUAAGUCCCUUGGACGAUGAUCCGGCGCUAGGAGCCGACCCUCAGAGGAACAACCUGUUCAACUAUCCAAAUGACCACGGCGAUGCUGGUCAGAACGGGUGUCCUUACUCUGCUCACAUACGCAAAACUCAGCCUCGCGGUGACCUUGCACCUAGCGCAACCGAACAAUCGGGCGUUUUUCGAACCAGUAUUGCUUAUGGGCCGGAGCUCAGUGAAGACGAGAAGAACGGCAAUACAACUGAGUUCUCUAGAGGCCUUGCGUUCCUGUGUUAUCAAAGCUCCCUGAACCAUGGAUUCCGCUUCAUUCAAACCUCAUGGGCCAACAACAUUGAUUUUAUCAAUGGCCGAGGCAUUAGGCCUGGAUAUGAUGCUAUCAUUGGGCAGAAUAGCGGAAGAGCGCGCGAAACGUUGGGAACUACGGAAGGAUACAGCAAAAGUCUUCCAAUGGACUUCGUGGUCUCCUGUGGCGGAGAGUACUUCUUUUCGCCUUCGAUUGAGGCGUUGAGGAACCGGUUUAUACAGUAG
Rhizoctonia solani is the source of this 1383-nucleotide messenger RNA. Its product is annotated as Dyp-type peroxidase family. The record is from RefSeq and is a predicted model, not a curated record. Gene Ontology annotation, molecular function: heme binding; peroxidase activity. Gene Ontology annotation, cellular component: cytosol. Lineage: Eukaryota; Fungi; Basidiomycota; Agaricomycetes; Cantharellales; Ceratobasidiaceae. The transcript has 9 exons. The coding region runs from base 1 to 1383 and encodes 460 amino acids.